AUGUCUCGUCAUCACCCCGAUCUCGUGAUGUGCCGCAAGCAACCCGGCAUCUCUAUCGGCCGUCUGUGUGACAAAUGCGACGGAAAAUGCCCCGUGUGCGAUUCCUACGUACGCCCGACAACCCUAGUCCGCAUCUGCGACGAGUGCUCCUUCGGCAAUUACCAGAACAAGUGUGUCGUCUGUGGCGGUGAGGGCAUCAGUGAUGCUUUCUACUGCUUUGAAUGUACGCGCCUCGAGAAGGACCGUGAUGGAUGUCCCAAAAUCAUCAAUUUGGGAAGUUCGAGGACAGAUCUAUUCUAUCAAAAGAAAAGUUUCAGGAAUCAAUGA
This is a messenger RNA of Penicillium coprophilum, 327 nucleotides long. Its product is annotated as PHF5 family protein. The transcript has a single exon. Gene Ontology annotation, cellular component: catalytic step 2 spliceosome; precatalytic spliceosome; U2 snRNP. The coding region runs from base 1 to 327 and encodes 108 amino acids. The record is from RefSeq and is a predicted model, not a curated record. Gene Ontology annotation, biological process: mRNA splicing, via spliceosome. Lineage: Eukaryota; Fungi; Ascomycota; Eurotiomycetes; Eurotiales; Aspergillaceae.